Messenger RNA from Mauremys reevesii (Reeves's turtle), 3226 nucleotides. It is a transcript of the gene ADAP1, whose product is annotated as ArfGAP with dual PH domains 1. The record is from RefSeq and is a predicted model, not a curated record. Gene Ontology annotation, cellular component: intracellular membrane-bounded organelle; plasma membrane. Gene Ontology annotation, biological process: positive regulation of GTPase activity. Gene Ontology annotation, molecular function: phosphatidylinositol bisphosphate binding; GTPase activator activity. NCBI's taxonomy places the organism in Eukaryota, Metazoa, Chordata, Testudines, Geoemydidae. The coding region runs from base 372 to 1499 and encodes 375 amino acids. The transcript has 11 exons.
AUUCGCCACUGGGGGUCGCGGGUGAACCAGGCUGGCCAGGAGAGGGCCCGGCUCGGGGCUCCUGCGAAAGGCAGCGCGUUCCCCGCCGCCGCGGGAGGAAUGCGGAACCAGCCCCGUGCAAAGAGCUGCGGCGGCCGCUGCCCGGGCUGGAGGCUGCUCAGCGCCCAGUGAGCAGGAUGGGGAAGCGGGAGCCCUAAGCGCCCUGCUGCCGCCCAGGGGGUCCGCCUUGCUCGUCUGAGCCGGGGCCAGAUGAAGCAGCCCCCGGCGGCGAGGUAGCUUCUCCAGCGCCCCCAGCCCAGCCCCAUGAAGCUCAUCUAGCGGAGGAGGAGGAGAGAAGCCAGAGCCGAGCCCAGCUCACUCGCACCGUCCCCAUGGCGAGGGAGAAGCCCAGGAAGGCUUUGCAGGAGCUGCUCCAGAGACCGGGCAACCAGCUGUGCGCGGACUGCUCCGCACCUGAUCCAGACUGGGCAUCGCAUACCCUAGGAGUGUUUAUCUGUUUAAAUUGUUCAGGAAUCCAUCGCAAUAUCCCACAAGUCAGCAAAGUGAAAUCAGUCCGUUUAGAUUCGUGGGAUGAUGUUCAAGUUGAGUUUAUGGCCGCAAAUGGAAACAAUGUAGCAAAAGCAAGAUAUGAAUCUAAAAUACCACCAUUUUAUUACAAGCCAACAUUUCCUGACUGUCAACUGCUACGAGAACAGUGGAUCAGAGCCAAAUAUGAAAGAAAAGAAUUCAUUUACACUGAGAAGCAAGAGCCUUAUUCUGCAGGGUACAGAGAAGGACUUCUGUGGAAGAGAGGACGUGACAACGGGCAGUUCUUAAGCAGAAAAUUUGUGUUAUCAGAACGGGAAGGCGCACUGAAGUACUUCAACAAAAAUGAUGCAAAAGAACCCAAAGCAAUUAUGAAGAUUGAACAUUUAAAUGCGACUUUCCAACCUUCAAAAAUAGGGAACCCACAUGGACUACAAAUCACUUACUUGAAGGACAACAGCACAAGGAAUAUCUUUGUCUAUCAUGAAGAUGGCAAGGAAACAGUGGAUUGGUUCAAUGCCAUCCGUGCAGCACGGUUCCAUUAUUUACAAGUGGCGUUCCCUGGAGCUAGCGAUGUCGAUCUGGUGCCAAAGCUUUCUAGGAACUACUUGAAGGAAGGUUACAUGGAAAAGACUGGGCCAAAGCAAACGGAAGGUUUCAAGAAGCGAUGGUUCACCAUGGACGACCGAAGGCUGAUGUAUUUCAAAGAUCCUCUGGAUGCCUUUGCUAGAGGGGAAGUAUUUAUUGGGAGCAAGGAAAACAGUUACAAGGUCCUGGAAGGACUCCCACCAUCCACCCAGGGAAAUCACUGGCAGUAUGGGAUAACCAUUGUGACCCCAGACAGAAAAUUUCUCUUUGCUUGUGAGACAGAAAGUGAUCAGCAAGAAUGGAUUACAGCUUUUCAGAAAGUCAUAAGCAGGCCAAUGCUGCCUCAGGAAUAUGCAGUGGAAGCCCAUUUCAAGCAUAAACCUUAGCUGGGACUGUCGGAGCAGACCCAAGGAACGAGAUUAUGUUUACAACACAAGAUGGUUUUAUUUGAAAUGAUUAAAAAAUAAUAAAAGAAAAUUAGAAAAAAGUCCUUCACUUAAUCCUGUUGGAAGCCAAGAAGUCAGCGGCAAACGUCACAUAGAAGCUGCUGAGCCAUAGCAAAACCAAACCUUGCACUUCUCUAGGUAGGCGCUGUGGGACUCUUGUUUAUAGCACUACCUAAUGCUCAUCCAUAGGCUACACUUCCAUGUGCCACCAUUUUGUGUAUCUCACUACAUUAGGUAAAGAAUUACCACAAAUACCUGAGCAUGUUGUCAACAUAAUAGAUUCUGAAUGGUGUGCACCAGGAUGCCCCUGGGUCUGUGCUAACUUGUAAUAAUAACACAACCCAGUCCAGAGUGGUCCAGAAUGCUUUGUGAAACAAAUUUGGCUGUAUUCCGUAAGUAGCAUUUUCACAGGGUAUUGAUGAUUGACUUGAAAACAUUAAUGGCACAUCCCAAAGAUAUGGUGUGCUUGACAGUCUGCAAACAUGGGCAAUGGCUAGAAAUAACUGAUGCAAAACAUCCUGUGGAAUAUGGAAAUGAGCAAUUUAGCUCUUGAUGAGAAGGGAAGAAAAAGCGCUUCAUAUUGUAUCUCAUAUAUAUAGACCUCUUCAAAAAACAGUUAUACUAAUGACAACUGGGUUUUGGCUACCUGCCUUUUAUCUUCUGUAAUGAUUCAGUAGUUUAGAUCAGGAAUGGUUCUAAUUUGGUCCUAGUUUUUCAGAUCUGAACUUUCCCGACAUUCUGGAGAGUCUGGACCUGGUAUUGUCACAGGGGCAAAUUUGUGAAGUUCUCAUUCGACUCUGAAGUCUCUCAAAGUUCACAUCUCUGGCCUUGCUCUCAGUCUCUAGUUUAGACACAUUAGUCUUUGGGAUACCUUCUCCUGGCAGGGCCAGGGUAUUCGAAUCCAGCAGGGUUUUCCCUGAUGAACUCACUGUCCCAGCUCUCUUUUUACGAAGCCUUUUCUCAUCUCCCAAGAGAUCAUUAAGUCCUAACAAAAUAUAGAGCACAAGCUUAAAACACAGAGUACACAACUCCAUUGUCUUUAAGUGAAGGGAAUGAUGAAUUAUGAAUUAUAAGCAGAUAGGGGAGUUUGAUGUUAACAGUGACAUGUCAGAAAGCAGCAUAAUAUGCUCUGUGGUGUGGAUGGUGCAAAUGCUUUAAAAAGCAAGUAACAUAAAUACUGCUCUUUAGGUGCUUAAAUUAAGGGUCCCAAUGGUAAAUUGCCUCUGUGUUAUUCCAUACAGACCGUGUAUACUGGACAGGGUCUCAGAUGCUUCCUUUUUUAUUCUGUUUGGUGAUGAAGUGACUAAAUGUUUUGCUUUUGUUCCAAGUGUGAUGAUGAGGAAAUGAUUUGCCAAGAAAUGGUAUUGACUCCAGAGCAUUCUCCUCACACCACAGUGUGGCUCACUGUUGCAUAAAGUAUCACUCCAAGCAAAGAGCUUUCACUGACAUCCAGGAUGCUGACAUCAGGGCUUGUCUACACUACCCGCCGGAUUGGCUGGCGGUGAUUGAUCCAGUGGGGGGUUGAUUUAUCAUGUCUAGUCUAGAUGCGAUAAAUCGAUCCCUGAGCGCGCUCCCGUUGAUUCCUGUCCUCCACCGCCGUGAGAGGUGCAGGAGGAGUCAACGGGGGAGCGGCAGCAGUUGACUCACCGCAGUGAAGACACCGCGGU